AUGAAAGUAGAAGAACUUCAAGGGUCACUGGAAGCUCAUGAAUUAAAGAUGUUAAACAGGAAUGCUGACAAGGCUAGUGAUGAACAAGCACUGCAGGUGGCUCCACUCAUGGCAAGGAAGCAGAAAAAGGAAUCUGAAUUGGAAGCACAUGUGGCCCAAGAUGAAUCGGAUGAAGAACCGGUUAUGUUGAUGGUUACUACACAGGAUGAGGAAUUCAUGUUAGAAAAUUGGUUCCUUGACACUGGAUGCAGCAAUCACAUGACUGGGCAUAAAAAGUGGAUUUCAAAUCUUGACACUAGCAGGAAAAGUAAGAUUAGUUUUGCAGAUGAUAACACAAUUGAAGCCGCUGAAAUUGGAGAUAUAGUAAUCAAGAAAGAUGGGAAGAGUGUUACUAUAAUUGAAAGCGUGUUGUAUGUUCCAGGGUGA
Vigna angularis (adzuki bean) is the source of this 426-nucleotide messenger RNA. RefSeq lists its product as uncharacterized. The record is from RefSeq and is a predicted model, not a curated record. The transcript is spliced from 2 exons. NCBI's taxonomy places the organism in Eukaryota, Viridiplantae, Streptophyta, Magnoliopsida, Fabales, Fabaceae. The coding region runs from base 1 to 426 and encodes 141 amino acids.